UCGGCUAUUACUUCAACGUUCGUAGAUGCUGUACCCAUACCAGUUCCAAGGUCUCGGUAUGUGGAGCGAAAGGAGAAGGGGAGGAUACGGAAGCGGAGGAGAAGGAAACUUCAGCGUUUGAAAAGAAGAAAGAAGCUACGACAUGGCCCACUUCAGCAGCUGACUGACCUCCCACAUCAACAAGACGAGCAUCCACAUCCCCAGCCUGCCCCAUCCCCAUCAGAAGCGGAUCGUCCCUCUCCAGAGCCUCCGGACUCGUUACCUACCUUACGAGAUAAUCCCCUUCCAGAACCUCCAAGGCCUCGGCUACGACAUGGCCCACUUCAGCAGCUGACUGACCUCCCACAGCAACAAGAUGACCAUCCCCAGCCUGCCCCAUCCCCAACAUUACCGGAUCGUCCUUCUCAAAAACCUCCGGACCCGUUACCAACCGUAGAAGAUGGCCCCUCUCCAAAGCCUCCGGACCGGCUACCAAUGGCGGAAGAUCGUCCCCCUCCAGAGCCUCCUGACCCGCUACUGACUGUAGAAGAUCGUCCUCCAAAACCUGCGGACCUGCUACCAACCGUAGAUGAUGGCCCCUCUCCAAAGCCUCCGGACCGGCUACCAAUGGCGGAAGAUCGUCCCCCUCCAGAGCCUCCUGACCCGCUACUGACUGUAGAAGAUCGUCCUCCAAAACAUGCGGACCUGCUACCAACCGUAGAAGAUGGCCCCUCUCCAGAGCCUCCGGACCGGCUACCAAUGGCGGAAGAUCGUCCCCCUCCAGAGCCUCCUGACCCGCUACUGACUGUAGAAGAUCGUCCUCCAAAACCUGCGGACCUGCUACCAACCGUAGAAGGCCCCUCUCCAGAGCCUCCGGACCGGCUACCAAUGGCGGAAGAUCGUCCCCCUCCAGCUCCUCCUGACCCACUACUGACUGUAGAAGAUCGUUCUCCAAUACCUGCAGACCUGCUACCAACCGUAGAAGAUUUUCAUGACCCCACAUUGAUGCACAGUAAGAAUACAAAUGUUUCGCUGGGAUGAGUAAAAAUCCACCCUGCCACAAAUCGGUUUGUGGGCCGUGUGCAAUUUGUAAGCGUGGAGGAAAUUUGAAAUAUUUUCAUCUCUGUACAAUUAAAUUAGCUUCCCUUAUAGAGUUUAUUAAGAGUGAAAAUCCUCAUGUAAGCCAGGAAAGUUGUAUUUGCCGUGCAUGUCGUUCACGGGCUUGUAGAAAGAUAAAAGAUUCUGCUUACACCCCUGAAAAAACUCGCAAAAAAGAUUGGUCUCAUUGUUUUUUAUCUCACUUUCUCAUGUGCGACCUAGUUGCUGAGGUCAACACAUGCUGUACCUUGGAUGAUUUUAAUAAUACAUUUUCUUUGCAGUGUGAGUCUAUUCCCAACAGCAUAUCUCUAUGUAGGAAACAUAGAACCCAAGUUUCAAAUUUUCAUAUGAGGAAGAACACUUUGAGAUGUUUUAUUUGUAAAUCUGUAAUAAGAAGUGAGGACAGGAUAUAUUGUUCAACAGUUCUGUCAGAAACAGCUGUCAUUAGGUUAAAGGAAAUUGAUACAACAUUUUCUGUCAGUAAUGAUGUUCAUUUAUGUGCAGGAUGCUAUCGAUAUUCAAUGAGAAGUAUAUCAAAAAUACCAACACUGGAUGAAUUGGAAGCUGAAAUUAUCAAGCAAAAUCAAAGUAUUGGAGAAAUUCAGACUCCAAAAGAUGCUUGCGAUAAAGCACUGGUGUCUACCUUACAAAUUCUUUUGAUGAUAUGUAGAAAAGAGCAUGGUUUUUUGAUGCCAAGGGCAUAUGAACUUUAUCUGCAGACCCUUAAAAAAGUUUGUGCUGACACAGUGCAGUAUGAGUUUGCAAAACGAUCAAAAACUUGGUUAAAAGUUAAGAUUAUGGAUCAGAUUGGAGAUAAACUGCUUGUCAGCAAGGCUUCAUUAAAAAAAGGAGACUUUUUGUAUGUAAAAGAUCUUACUAAUUCAUGAAGCACUUCCAUCACUUUGGCAGUGCUUUCUAAUAAAUGCACAAAUUGGGUAGUUUCCUUCUUUAAAGAUUAUUCUGUGCAUAUUAUGAGUCCCUUAUUGUUCCUAAGCUAACAACUGAUCCAUUAUAUUAUGUUGAUUUGCAUGGUGGGAGGUAAUGGAUGCCUAUUUUCUCACGAAAUGAGUGAACUAUAACGAAAUUGCCUGAACGCGCGUGUACAAAUAAUGUAUUACAAGACGCCAUACAUAAAGCUCUUGUAUAAAAUUCCUCCACACACAAAAAAAGAUAACAAUAAUAAGCAUUAUUUUGUUGACAAUACAGGACCAGUCAACCAGUCGAUCUUACAAACACGGAGCAUGGCUAGUCUGCAGGCACAGACCCUAAUCUGACACUUAAUCAAACAAUUCGUCCUUCUUUUCACGAAGUGACGGUAGCGAGGAAAAUCGUAACGCAAAGUGAAUGC
This is a messenger RNA of Strongylocentrotus purpuratus (purple sea urchin), 2425 nucleotides long. RefSeq names its product extensin-like. The record is from RefSeq and is a predicted model, not a curated record. The transcript has 4 exons. NCBI's taxonomy places the organism in Eukaryota, Metazoa, Echinodermata, Echinoidea, Camarodonta, Strongylocentrotidae. The coding region runs from base 475 to 1020 and encodes 181 amino acids.